AUGGAUCGCUUGUCGCGGCCGGCGAGCCCGGGCGGCGGCGGGCUGGGUUACGCGUCGCGGCGGGGCCUCUACGCGCAGGCGGCGUCGCAUCACCACCAGGCCGGCGGCGGCAGCGCGCAGACGUCGCCUGGCGGAUCCCCGAAGGAGCUCUCCCCUGUCCACCGCCACGCGCGGGCGGGGUCCCUCGGCGGCGCCGGGGCGGCCUCCACGGCGGGCCGCCGCGCGGGGGUCGGCGCCGGCGCCGGCGCCCGCGCGCAGAACAGCGCCGCGCGCGCCGCCGCGCAGCGCCUCGCGCGGGUCAUGGGAGGCGGCGCAGCCGGGGACGCCGGCAGCGGGAGCGACGAUGACGACGACUACGAGCUGUCUGGGCCCCCCAUCGAGCUCUCCAACACCCCGCGCCGCACCUCCACCCGAUCCCCUUCCCCCUCGAUAGGCCGUUACCUUGCGGAUCAGACGCAGGUGGGCCGGCCGCCGUCGCUGACCAACCGUUACACGGCUGGGAAGUCGGUCCCCAUGAUCCCGUCGAUCAAGCGGCCAGCGACCAGCGGUGCAGGGGCCGGGGCUGGCUCAGAGUCUCCCAUGCCGAACCGAAGGGAGCAGAGGAGAUCAGUUGAUCUUGGAAGCUCAUUGAGAGCUCGUCGUACAUCUUCUUCUCUUAAUGAUGAGAUUAACACACUUCAAGUGGAAAAUGAAAGCAUGUAUGACAAACUUGCAGAAGAAAGGUCUGAUGAUGGAGAUGCCAAAUCCAUGCACAUGGAGGGCGAGGAUUCUGAUAUUGGUGAUGCAGUAGAAACAGAGCCAAUUUUGAUUAGCAGGAAAGACGCAGCACUAGACCAAAGAAAGAUUGCUAUGCGAAUUGCUUCGCGAAGGUCCAGCAGUGCAAGCUGUAAUGAGAUUGCAACCCUUAAGUCAGAAGCAAAGGUUACUAGUAAUCUGGUUACAUCUGUAUCUCGGAGAGUGAAAAGUGCUAGAUCAGAACUGAGAUCUCUUCAGGCAACAGCCAACAGAAUGAUCCUGUCACAGGAAGAGCUGGAGGAGGUGGUGCUAAAGAGAUGUUGGCUGGCCCGCUACUGGACAUUAUGUUCUAAACUUGGGAUACAUUCUGAUAUUGCUGAAGAAAAAAAAGAAUACUGGUCCUCAUUUGCACCACGUGCACUUGAAGCAGUUCUAUCAAUUGGGCAAAAGGCAAGAGAUGGAACUUUAUCAGAUAAUGCUGACAUGGAGAGCAGAAGCAAAAUGUCUGAUGUAAAUGAUAUAUCUAGUGAUGGCAAUAUUGAGACCAUGCUUUCAGUUGAGAAAGGAUUGCGUGAAUUGGCUUCACUCAAGGUGAUAUGGAAAACUGGAUUAUCCAACUUCAGAAUCCUACUGCUACUAGAGUGA
Molecule: messenger RNA, 1380 nt
Organism: Miscanthus lutarioriparius
Lineage: Eukaryota; Viridiplantae; Streptophyta; Magnoliopsida; Poales; Poaceae
Source: the annotation of a GenBank genome assembly